Molecule: messenger RNA, 7999 nt
Organism: Anthonomus grandis grandis
Lineage: Eukaryota; Metazoa; Arthropoda; Insecta; Coleoptera; Curculionidae
Gene: Ttk
Product: protein tramtrack, alpha isoform-like
Exons: 5
Coding region: 288-1811 (507 amino acids)
Biological process (GO): regulation of transcription by RNA polymerase II
Cellular component (GO): nucleus
Molecular function (GO): protein binding
Source: RefSeq, a predicted model, not a curated record
CUGCAGCAGCGCGUCCUCGCCCGGCCUGCUAUGAUCCUCAGUGAGACGAAUGCCACCCCGAGCAACCCCGAGCGUAGCCGAACACCCGCCGUCCCACAGUCGUCAGGGCGGCCGCAGGAAUUUACAACCCAGCCUGAGCCAUCGUUUAUACUGUUAAAAAUAUGGCCGACGAACGACACUUAACAGUUUAGUUAGUUGUUAGUUAUGUGGUGAAACUCCUGCUAGGGAGGAUAUUAGUGUGUUUUGUGCCAAGUGGCUCAGGGUUCUUCUAUAAACUCCCUCGCCCUAUGUCACACCAACCGCCGCACUACCCCUUCCAACGGCACCCGCAGUUCUCCCAGCCAAUCCCAGCAGCCACGGCGCCAUCCAAUAUGGCGACCCAACGUUUCUGCCUCAGAUGGAACAAUCAUCAGAGCAAUUUACUGUCGGUAUUCGAUCAAUUGUUGCACGAACAGAGUUUCGUAGAUGUCACGCUGGCCGUCGACGGGCAACUGUUAAAAGCUCACAAAAUGGUGUUGAGCGCUUGCAGCCCUUAUUUCCAGAAUCUCUUCAUCAACCAUCCGGAUCGACAUCCCAUCGUGAUUUUGAAGGAUGUAUCGUAUAGCGAUAUGAAGAGUUUAUUGGAUUUUAUGUAUAGGGGUGAAGUUAGCGUUGAUCAGGAUCGGUUGACGCAUUUUUUGCGGGUCGCUGAGAGUUUGAGGAUUAAAGGUUUGACUGAGGUAAAUGAAGAGAAAUGCGAUAACAUAGCAAACUCCUUAAGCCAACAACAAAACCACCGGGAUUCCGUACCAAAUUUACAGAGGAUCCAACAGAACAAAAGAUUGGCCUCACAGAACGCUGCGCCCUCAAUGGCGGGCGCGUUCAACAUGCUGGGGAGCUACCUGAUGCAACCGAAGAGAAAGAGAGGUAGUCGUCCGAGACGUCUUUCGGGUACGUCGAACCCGGACGAGUCGGAGCAGCAGCAGCAGCAACAACAGCAGCAGCAGCAGCAGCGUGACUCCUUGGUCCGAGGUAGUCCGGAAAUGCUCGAAGUGAAGAUGGGUAUGGACAACUUCGCGGGUAAUCAAUCAGAUGGCAGUACCAGCAAAGAGGAAGAAGAACCCGGAUCCACGGAGAGUAAGGUUAAAGAGGAGGGUGAGAGCGAGAGCGAAAACGGUGGUGCGGGCACGUCGAGGGUACCGGGGGACGGUGGAGGAGAGCGGAGGAGUUCGGAGGAGGGCAAUAUGCAAAUUGAUAUUUCAACAAUGACGCACUCACAACUCCUCACCCCAAAAGUGGAGGUGACCGAGGACGAACUCACCAGCGCCACCCCCACUCCAGAAUCUAGCCGGAUCGGUACUCCCGAAUCCGUACUACAUAACAACAACAACUCCCUCACCACACCGUCGACGUCAUCAGAGGCGCUCGGCGCGCCCUCUGCCCCCAAAAACUCGAAACAACGCCGAGUGAGGAGGCGAGUCUCCUCGAUGGGCAACGAUCCGGCCGAGCAGCUGACCGAAAUGUCCGUGAGGGGGCUGAAUUUGUUUCGUUACGCGUCGAUAAACGAGGGAAUCUACCAGUGUACCGAGUGUGCCAAAAUGGACAUCACGAAAACGUUUAAGAAUAAAUACAGUUUUCAACGGCACGCGUUCUUGUACCACGAGGGGCAACAACGGAAGGUGUUUCCGUGUCCGGUGUGCGCCAAAGAGUUCUCGCGCCCCGACAAGAUGAAGAACCACAUGAAAACGGUCCAUGAUUGUUUUAUGCCCAAGGAUGUCGUGAACGAUGUUAUUUUUCCGAGUCCGCCCAUGGGGUUUUUCCCUACAAUGUAACUUUUUAAGUUGUUAUGGUUUUCUGUAAUAUGGAAAGUGUAUGGAAUGUCCUUUUACUAAAAAUGUCAUAGGUUGCAUAGAAGUUGCUGUUUUAGCCAAAUAAUGCGCUUUUCGUAAAUUUCAAACAGUUUAUAAAUUGGGUAAAGUUAUAGAUCUUUUCUAAUAAUUUUUGAAUAUUCAGAGAAACCGUACUGUAGUUAAAAUUUUUGUAACUUUUUAUCGGUUAUACAAACUUAAUUCUAUAUAUUGUGUUGAUCACAUCCUACCGACUGCGCCAAAAAUCCGAUAUUCAAAUGUAAAUUUGAGGACUAAUAAAAUUGGAAAUUAAUGGUUAAGAAUCAUCAAAAAUUUCAGCUUGAAGCUUAAUUCUGUUUUGUAUCGACAAAAUUGGGAGAAUCUUUAAAAGGAAAAGAAAAAUUAAGUAUUUAUGGUUUGGUUUAGUUUAAGCCUUUGGUCAUUAAAUGCGAUGUGUAUUCAAUGUUUUCAGAUUUGGUCGGCGAGACAAGGAAAUUGUAUUUUUUUUUAUUUCUUUAUUUAAAAAAUCGUUAUUAUUUUGUAACAAUCUAUUUUUGUUAAAUAUUCAUCUUGAUAAGAAGAAAUGCAAAUGAAUGACGUAUACGAAAUAAAUUUUGAAAUAAGCACAAAUCGUCAUUAACAUAAUUUUUGAACAAUUUAGCAAAAUUUAUUUUUAAAAUCUUAUUGAAAUUAUUUUUGGGAAAAGAUCAGCAAAACAGUCUUUAUAAAUUAUUCAUUUUAAUUUUUUUUUCGGAAUUUUACUUUGUGACCUUUUUUGAGUUUUUGUUGAUUAUGCUGUUGAUUAUUUGAGAAAAAGCACAGAAAUUCUAAUAAUAUAAGUUACAGUUUCAAACUAAUCAAUUACAUUUUCAAACCUUAUUUCCUGAAAAUUGCUAAGGAAAUUAUAAACAAAAUUUAAUUAUUAUAACUAAUAAUAAUUUUAACUAAAAAGAUUAUAACUAAUUUUGUCAAGUGCAGCCAAAUAACUUAAUUUUGCAUAUUUUUUUAAAAUUUUUUAAUUUAUUUUUUGUUAAUAUAUUUUUUAUCAAUUAGGAAUAACUAAAAUUACGAAUAUAAUUUAAUAAAUUUUGAAUGAAUCACUGGUAUCUCAACAUUAUUUAUUAAAAUUAAUUACUGUAAAUUGGAGUUACUUUGGCAGGUUUGGACCUGUUUGUAAGACUCUAGACUUGUGAACAAACAUACAUUAUUGAAAAGACAAAAGAAAACAAAGAAAUAUAGCAUCGAAUCCAAUCCACGCUCUUGAGAAUCUUACCAUUUUUAAAGCAAAUUGCACAAUAAUCGUUUUUAGUUCUAGUUCUUUUCCUUUUGUCUGUUGCCCGAAUGCUUUGCUAGAAGCUUUGUUAAGUGUUAUCAGUAGAAGAUCGUCAUUAUCUUCUUCUCUGAUACUUAUAAUCAUCUUUUCAAUUCCUGAGGAAGCAGCCAUUGGCUCUGCUAAGUUCUUUUCCAGGUUCUACUUUCUUGCUACGUCUUCUAAAAUGUUUUUCUUUAUUAGAAAUGCGUAAGUCCCGAAGGUUAUCAUUUGACGUAUUGUUUCUUGGUGUUUUUCGGGAUUUUCUGGAAAAGACCUUGGAAUCCUUUUCAAAACUUCUGAAGGGUCAUAAGUACAAAGCCCUGUAGCUCUAAAACCUGAUUUAAGUAUGCUUGAUUAAUGCAACAUUUAGCGGUUGCAUUAUACUUGCAUUUGGGGGUAAAGGUUCAUGUAAAUGUUGUUCUGCUCGCAUGCCUAAUUUACUAAAGGAGAUAAAUGAGAGGCUAAGUUAUCUGCGAUUACAACUUUCUUCUCAGGAGUGUUCAUCUUUAAUUUUACGCAGCAAACUACCGUCCCGGGUGGACCUGCUUAAGUUCAAUUGGUGUACAAAUUUCCGGCAAAGGUUCAUCUGCGGCGAUACCGCAUAUCAUGAUGCUAACCGAUGUUUUCGAAUGUUGCUGGAUCUGUUCGAAGAGUUUUGUUUACCUGGGGACCACCACCUUCUUACCUCCAAGAUCAUCCUGAACGUUGGUUUCUUUAUAGUUAAAGGCUAGCCUAGGAUCUGCAUCGAUUAAAACCUCUUUAAUGUUCUCAAAGAACUCAAUAAUAGCUUUUGGCUCUACCGCUGCAAGUGUUUUUCGUUGCAUGUUUCAUAUUCGCUGCAUGUUUCAUAUUCGUUUCAUAUUCGCGGCUAAACGAAUACCAAGGUUGUUUCCGGUGAAGUGUUCCAGAAAAUCCCUACCUGGAACAUUGCCCUUAAAAUAUUUCACAACAGGUCCUUCUUUUUCUAAAUAUUUAUGCAAAAAAAAAUGAUGUAUUUAUUUUAAAUUUUUUGCUUGCCUUUUCUUGCGACAUACCUCCCCUAAUGGGGGCACGAGCCUUUUGGAAACCGUCUGUUAAAUAAUUAUUUUUUUUUAUAAUGUCUCUGCAUUGUUAUCUAAUUUAUACUUCAAAAAUAAUCAGAGUCAGAAAAAAACGAAAUUAAAAAGUAAGGAGAUUUUAAAAUACAUGUACAGAUGUUGGUAUACCAACCCAACAAAAUAAGUCAAAGUAGUUUUAGGGUGCCAAAGUAUACAUGUACAGAUACAUGUAUACCAACCCAACAAAAUUAGUCAAAGUAGUUUUAGGGUGCCAAAGUAAUUCCAAUUUACAGUAUUUAUAGUUUAUAUUUGUAUUAUAAACUAGGCUGAUCAAUGGCGCACACAAUUUGUGCAGCUAAUGCAAAUUUAAUUUCUUAUAAAUUGAAAGGACUAAGGAAAAUAUAAACACAACAAAAUUGAAAACAAUCUUUAUAAUAAAAUUUAAAGCCAAGCUAUUGAUCAAAUUAUUAAGUUUAGCCAAUAAUUAAUUUAUGCCAGUUUUGAUCCCUUAAAACAUUGUAAUUAAUUUUUAUUAAACGAUUAUUGUUGUUCACCCAUAUGGAUAACAGCCCACUAUAUUUUCCAUCAAUGACAUCGUACAGGCAUGUGGGUGCCAUUUCGUUACUUUAAAAAAUAUUUUUCCAUUCGUUUAUAUCGAUUACAUCUACUUGAUUCACUAUGUGGUAUUGUAAUGAUCCGAUCCUACCGACUGCGCCAAUAUCUAAUAUAUUAGGGCAUUCAAAUAAAAUCCAAUUGGGGACAAUUAAAAUAAAAUGUUAGGGUGUAAAAAUAAACGUUAAUUAAUAUAUUUUAAUGAGUGUUCAAUUUUGAAUUAAAACUAAACAGUUGUGUCUUAAUACAAGGUCCAAAAUGCGCAAAAUGAUCUCUCACAUUUUAACCUUGAAUAAAAGUGUUGAAUUUAUCUUUUAUUUUUAUUAACUGAAAACGUAUGCUAUGCUAUUUGUUUUUAUUAAGUUUUGAAAAUUUCAAAUGAGAGUCCAAGUGGCGACAAGUUUUUUCGAUAAAUAUUCGAAGCUGAUUUUUGAAAAUUUCCAUCACUCGAGCAGUAAUUUGAGACGAUAUUCCUGUAAUUUCUUGAUGUAUUGCUACUUUCAACUUGUGAAUUGAAAAACCUUGGCAUUCAGGUAUCCUCAACGGAAAAAGUCACAUUGGGCAAGAUCGGGUGAACGCGCAGGCCACCUAGCGUCUCCACGUGACGAGAUUCCGUGUCCUGGAAACAUUUUCCUUAAAACGUCUAUUGUCCUUCUUACCGUAUGAGCUGUAGCUCCAUCCUGUUGGAACCGCAUAUCAAGUAUGCAAUCCGGAUGUUCAAGUUGUCUUAGUUUUGGUUUCAAAAAAUUGCGUAUCAUGUCGAGAUAACAAUCGGCAGUUACGGUAAUCGCUAAAAGACCCAACAGCACAUCAAAGGUAACACGUUGACUGUGAAAUCGCCUUUCAUGGACUUGCCGCGGAUUUUCUGUUUUCCAAUAGCGAAAAUUCUGCUUGUUCACACUGCCAGACAAAUAGAAAAGAGCUUAGUUACUCGUUAUUAAAAAAGCAUUUUGUAAAACGCUUUGAAGAAUAUCGUUGGAGUAUGCUCUGCUAUUUUCUCAGUCCCGUUCACUAAGUUCUUGCACGAUCAUCAUUUUGUAUAGGUGGAAAUUUAGAUCGACGUGUAAAAUUCUUCUCACAGAACGAUCUGAUGAACGCAAAGCAGAGGCAUGUUUCAAAGCUGAACGGCUCGGAAAUCGUUCAACCGAACACUUCUGGGUCUACCAGUUGAUUUUCUUUUUAAGUCUAAACAUGUAGCUCUAAAAUUUAAAACCCACAACAGUAUUAUAUUAAGAUCUAGAACUGGAGUAUGUCUACCAAGUGCGAAGUGAGUACGAAAAGUUCUUCGAGUAGUAAUCACAGAUUUGUUACUUUUGAUAAAUGUUUGGAUAACGAAGGUGUGAUCCUCAGUAAUUCGGGCAUAGUGGCAAUGCAAAAUGUGGGAGAUCAUUUUGUACCCUGGAUAUAAUUUUUUUUUUAUUACACAUGUAAAUUUAUUGUUUCAUAUUUAUAUGGUAUCUAAAAUGUUCAUAAAUUUAAUUGGGUAAUUCUGGUAUUCUGGGCUCAUUUUAAAAUUGAAAGACAGAGACCGGUGGCGUACAAAAUUUUUACACUUGAUAAUAUUAGAUAAUACCUGAAAAUAAACUUCAUUUUACUAUUAUAUUCCAGCGAAAAACUACUGACUCAUACCCCUUUUUCAACACAAAUAUUUUCCUAAAACAGCAAUUUUUAGCAAAAAAGCACUUCCAUGAAUCACAUAAUUUAUGCGUACAAAUUAGGGUAGCUCUAAAAAAGAGCCCUUACGCCAGUGGCGUAUCAAAUAAAAAAUUUGGUGCUAAAACACACAAAUUUAAAAACCUUUAAAAGGUUUUAAAAAUCUAGGUUUAGGGGUAAACAAAGUUCUGCCAGGCAGAAAAAAAUAUUUUUAAUUUUUAUUAUUUUUUUUUGUAUUAUAGUUUAUUAUUAAUAUUUUUUUUGUAGUAUAUUGUUUAUAUUAUAUAAAAUGCUGAGUGACAGUUGACAAUAAAUAUAUGGGGCCGCUGAUAACAGAUACACAAGUAAUUAUUAUAAAAUACGAUUAAGUUUUUAAAUUUCUACUUUUUCGGGUGUCGGGAAAUAUCUUCCCUAUCUUUUUUUUGUAUUUAAUAAUUAUAAUUGUAAUAAUAAUGUUAUUUAUUUUUUAUUAAUUUGCUUUAAGCUUUGUUUUUCUCUGUUAUUUUUUUUUUUAGAAUUUAAGAAAACUUUUCUUCUUGUUUUUUUUCUAAUCUUUUUUUUAUGGGUUUUUCUGUUCUUGAAAAGGCAUUUUUUUAACUUUUGACGCACAAAAUUAGGCCUUAUUUGGAAAUAAAAAACAUUAAAAUCUUUUUAAAGGGAUCACAUUAUUUUGAGAGCCAAUUGUGAUUUCUUUGACUCGAUUUUGAAACUAUCCUCUUAAAACUUAAACCUGGUGGCCUACGAUAAUAAACUUUUAAAUUUUGACGUGCCUUAAAAGCGAACCCUAAUGUGAUCUUUAAUUAUUUGUGCAAAUUUUGUACAAAGAAAUAUAUAAAUAUUAUACACAAUAUAUUUUUAAGAUAUCUAAUAUCUACGCAAUAGAUAAGUCUUGUGAUAAGUUUCUGUUCUUCUGUUAGCCACGUUGGCCAGUUUUUAUCAAAGUUCUUCCACUAGGGGGCGCCGGAUGACAGAAGCCUUAAGUGUGGUUUACCCUCUUAAUGGAUUUUCAUGAAUAUGUCGCCGGGGUCUCAAUCUUAAAUCAAAUAAGUAUAAGUGGUAUCUUAAGUGCAAUUAACCUAGAAUUUUGUAUUUUACUAACUAUUAGGUGUUUUGAGGUUAAAAAUCGUAUAAUUACUGUUAAUUUUUGUUUUGAGAGAGUACUUUUGGGUUAGUGUACCCUCUAAAAAAUGGUUUUUUAGAAUUUUAUAUGAUUUUUUUUUGGGACGAUUUAAUGUUUUAAAGGGGUAAACCUCGUGAUGAUCACAUUUUUUUCACAUUAAUUAUUAUUUAGGCUUAAAAGAAGUAAAACUAAAUGCUUUAAAUAUUUGUUAACAUAUAAUAUAACGCGAUAUAUACAUAUUAGUUAUAUAAGGGUGUUCGGACCCGGUUCGAACGUCCUUAUUAGGUGCAAAGUUGUAUUAUACAUAUAUUAUAUUUUGUAGUUUUUUUGAAGGUUUUUAGAGUUAUAUUUUUAGGUUUUUAAUAUGAGAGUUGAUUGUUUAAUUUUUAUUUGUAAUAUUUUUCUUCUUUAUUAAUAAAAUAAUCUACCUCUUACGAGA